Messenger RNA from Dromiciops gliroides (monito del monte), 2713 nucleotides. It is a transcript of the gene FNDC9, whose product is annotated as fibronectin type III domain containing 9. Gene Ontology annotation, molecular function: protein binding. NCBI's taxonomy places the organism in Eukaryota, Metazoa, Chordata, Mammalia, Microbiotheria, Microbiotheriidae. The transcript has 2 exons. The record is from RefSeq and is a predicted model, not a curated record. The coding region runs from base 258 to 911 and encodes 217 amino acids.
ACGAUGUGCGUAGAGGUCCCAUUGGUUGCCAUGGUGAGGGAUGCUGACUCUGAAGAAAUGUAUAAUACAAAGCUUGGAGGGGGGUAGGGGUGGCAAUGGGCUUUCUCAGUCAGCAGCAAAAGAGACAUCAGGGAGGUCUCUAACUGUGAAGGAAGAGAAGGAAAAGCAUCAUUAAUUCUGCUUUCUAUCUGCUCUAUCACGGAGAGCUGGGCUCUGGCUGAAUAGUUCUCCUGGGAAGAGAACUUGUAAGAGACGUGAUGAACAUCGAAGUUAAAAAUGUUUCUUAUACCCAAGCAACUAUCUCUUGGUCCACGCUGGAGCCCUGUCUGGAGAACGAUUACCAUGUCAUGUAUAGGCCCAAUUGGAACAGUAUCUUCUCAGGCUACCUGCGCCACCCCUUUCACCAUGAAGAACGAGUGCCCCGAACCCUCAGCUCCCUGGUCCUUCGCCAACUUGCUCCGUCCACUCUCUACUUUCUGUGCAUCACCUGCAGGAAUUCCUACCCCUCCAGCAACCACUGUACCAUGUUCCACACCCUGGAUAAAAGCUCCAAGCCUACUAAUGGCUCCCAGCUGGAUCCUGGAGUAUCCCUCUGGGUGGUCACAGCUCUUCUACUUGCCUGCUUCAUUGCCAUAUUAGCCUUCUUCUGUCUCCAGUUCUGGUGUCUGAGGUGCCAUGAGCCACGGUGGGCAUACCACUCAGGCCAGCAGGAGGAAGUAGAUGAGUUGGUGAGGUGGGCUGAGGGUGCUCCGGGCCUUGGGCGGAGGGAGGAAGACCUGCAGGAGUUCCCCAUGACAGCACUACUGACCAAGAGUUCUAGUCCUGUGCCUGAGAGUUCCCCCAGCUCUCCCCUUGCCCACUUCUUCCACAAGGGGACUCAUGAUCAAGCUGUUCUAUUUCCUCAUUGUUGACUAUGAAUCAUGGAUGAGCAGUUAAGAAGAGAUGUGCCAGCAAAACAUAGGCAACUUCAUGACAUGUGCUUAAUAUUGGUUGGUUUGAUUUUUUCCUCCUUUGUAAAAAAAUGUUUUCUCUUCUCUCCUGUGCCAGGGGAAGGCACGGCUUAAAGUUUGGGUAAAUGCCCAGGGAUAUAAAUAUGUUGGAAGUGCCACCCAACCCAUUAUCAGUGCUACAUGAAGCCACUGUGGUCUCUAGCUAUAUUCAGCUCAUGUCAAGUGCCAAACAGACAAAUCUCACCCAACAUUCUUGAAGGGUAGAGGACAGAGUGGAGUGUAGAGCUGUAGAACCUUUGAGGCAGAAGGUAAUUUAUAGAUUAGCUAAUCCACCCCCCCUUCUCAUUUUACAUUGGAAGAAAUGAAACUUUAGGGAGAUUGCAUGAAUUUAGGCAGUGUGUAUAGUGGAAAGAGGACUGGUUUUAGGUUGAAAAGCUCUGAAUCUGAGUUCCAGCUGAACACUUACUAUAUGGCUAUAGACAAGUCAAUCAAUCCCAGUGAUCUUCAUCUCUUCAUUUGUAAAAUGAGGAUAGUAACAUUUGUACUACAGAGGAAAUAUUGCAUCCCAGACAGAGAGCCAGCCUGGGAGUCAGGAAGACCUGAGUUCAAGUCCCACCCUGGACUCACACUGGUUAUGUGACCCUGGACAAAUCAUUGAAACUCUUAAUGUUCCAGAUUUUUUUUUUGAAACUAAAAGUUGCAGAACAGUUGUUGAUAUAUAUUGAUGGAAAUUCUUCAUGAGGAGCACCCUAUACCAACAAAAUCAUAGAUUCAGUCAAGAAAAAACAAAGAGAAAUCUGUGUACUCUCUACUUCACAAGGAUGCUGAGAAGAAAGCACUUAAUAAGUUUUUAAGAAUGAGACAAACAUUGGGAGUCAUUGUCAUUCAAGAUCACACAAUCUCUUUCUACUGUGGGUUAUUUUCAUGGACCCUGAGUCACAAGCCAGAUGCUUGAGAAGGAUCUUGAUGUUAAUAGUAGCAGGUUUUUCUUCAACUGGAAGGAAAAUUAUUUUUGAAUUUGGCUGGGAUUUGUUAUAAUUAUAAUCUCCUUAAUAAUUGAAAUAUUCAGCACUUUUGUUUCUUCUGUUACAAAGCCCCCUGGCAAGAAAUUGCCUCCCCUGCUGAGCUCUGAGUAUGGUUGAAGAGGCUGGUCCAAAAAGAGCAAGAUGGCCUUAGGCUAGACAGCAACCAGGAUCUUGCAUGUGAAUAUAAAUAGCAGCAAGGGAAAAAGGAGAUUCAUCUUUAAGCUCAGGCUACUGCAGUGUGACGGGCUUGCUAGUCCUUAAGGCUGAAGCCAGGGAGCAAAAAAGAUAUUUUUCAAAUCCCCUAUUUCUGCUCCCCCCGCCAACCAUCCGUGCCUUCCCUCCACUGCCAUGCCAUCACCAAGCAGAAAUAUAUGAAAAUAUCACAGGAUCAUAUGAGGACUGUGUGAUUAGCAUACCAAGAAGGAAGCAAGGUAGGGGAAUCAAGCUUAGAGAAAGUCACUGUACACCCUCUUCCCAUCCGCAAGCCCUCCCUGAUAGUCAGUAUGUGAUCAGUAUAUAACAAAAUACCAUGGCUUUACAUUGCCAUGCACAAUCCAGAUUUUCAGCCCGAAUAAGCUGAUUUUACAAAAGGCUACAGUAUCCUUGUUUCUUUCUGAAGUCCUCUCCCUAAGCCUUCUGCCUCGUUUAGCUCCCAGCUUGGAAGACACUUCCCUUCAUGUGAUCUGCUGAUGUGAGUUCUCCUACUGACAAUUUUACAAGGAAUGUGUUGCUGUGAUC